UAUAUAAUAUAUAUCUAUAUAUGAUAUUAACUGAUUUCGUGUAGUCUACCUGUAGGGACUUUAAAAAAAGUAUUUCAGAUUGAAAAUGAGUAAAACUAUUACUGUACUAUCGUGUCUUUGUAUUUUCUGGGUAAUUUAUAUAUAUCUUGGAAAUACAUUCAGAAAUUGAUGCUCAUAAAAAUGUAAGGACUGAUUAACUAGUUAUAACUUGGUGUCAUCGUCCCAGACACCAGCUGCAAGUACACCCCUCUCCGUGUCUGUCUGUCUCUCUCUCCUUAUACUUGCACACAAUUGUAUAUUGUGUACACUGUCAAGCUUUAAAUAGCAAUACGGGUAGUUAAUGACGUGUGUUUAAAUGCAUUCUGAUGGAUGAUUAACCACUUAGGUAUUGAAAGACUUGGGUAUUCCGUGCGGGUAUAUUUAACUGAGCCACGAUACUUGGAAUUUGGUUUAAAAUUGAGAACAUUUUAAAGUUUGAUUAUUGAAUAUUUUGAAGGUCACGGGUAUAGCCCCAUUGUGGGGCAGGGUCACAGGUCCUUUGGAUAUAACACUAUCAAAGUGAGGACCCGUCUGUGACACACAUGAUAUGUGAAUCAUCCCUGUGGUGGUAUCAAAAUUCUUUCAACUCUGAUGGCUCCGCUAAGGUUUCGUUUUUCCAAGAAAGAUAACUCCUUCAACCAAACGUGAACACUUCCUCAAGGAGUCUGUCGCUCCUGUGGCACUGUAGUACUGUACAUUUUAUUCCCGGGGUUUUCUGUGUAUGAAAUAAAUGGAGAACAAACUACUAAGCUGCAUUAUACUUGACCAAGAUGCUUUUUAUGACGUCAGAAUGUUAGCGGCUGACAAGAGGCAGCAGGAUUGGAUUAGUGAAUAUUUGGAGGAGCUGUCCACAGCGUCCCGUGCAGAAGUUCUAUACAGCCGCGAAACCGUCGUCUGCUAUAACAAAAAGCAGGAGAUCGCCAAGAAGUUGUGGAUUUCGGACAUCAUUAUGUUGGGGAGUUCCCAUGACGGACUGUAUCUAGAGCGACCACUUCCGCUGAUUGAGGACGGGACUUAUGUUAACGACACUGACGUAGAUGUGGUCUUUGAAUUCACAGGGGUCAUUAUUACAGAAAGCCAGGGAGAAGGGCAGGGAUCUUUCUUUAUGUUGGAGAACACAUUUCCCGGUUACGUGAAAAUGCGCGUGGUAAAUCGUAUAGAAGAAGAAGAUUCCGAAGAAUAUCUUUUGCCAAUGGCAUUGAGAGAAAAAUUGGAAACUGCGAUAAAUAGUAUGAAAUUAUUUAUGUUCAUGCAGGGAAACACGCGCGAUGGUCCAGCACUCCACGGUGCAAUAGAAGACGAGCUCGGGAUACAUUUCCUGGAUUACGUAGUGUGCAUGUCGAUGUCUUCAUGGCCGUCCGCGGCCACCGAGUUCCUUUCACGUCCGAGAGCUUCCGGAUGGCCAUCAUCUGAACUGAUCCAGAAAGCAACAAAAGGGGGUUGCGGAUUCGUACCAGUGGGACAUCCUUUUAGUUCCGAAGCGCACUUAGAAUGGCGAAUCUCUUUUGCAAUAACGGAGAAAAUCCUUCUCCUGAGCCUCACCACUACACAGAUAAGAUCGUAUGUUUUCUUCAAGGCUAUCUGCAAACUAAACUUAUUUGACGAGGAUGAACCAUGUUUAACAUCGUACAUGUUGAAAAACGUUUUCUUCUGGGUCUUAGAAAACCUUCCACUACAAACAUGGACGCCAGACAACUUAUUCCAAUGCAUACACGCACUUGUUAAAAGACUGGAGACCUUCCUAGAAGACGGGUGUUUACCAAAUUAUUUCGUUCCACACAGAAACAUGAUUCAACACAUAAAACUACAGGUGAUUUUAGACGUAAGACAGAAACUCGCUAUCAUGAAAGGAGACAUCUUGGGAGUCAUUGCUCGCCACACUGAUAGUAAGGAGAUUUUCUCCGUAAUCGAUUUAAAUUACUCCAGCCUGUGUACCAAACUUUCUGGUACAGACCACGAAAACUUGUCGCUUUUAUUGUCGGAUGUUUAUUUCAUUGUGUACCUGACACUACGUCUCCAGUCACUCAGGUACUUAUCAAAUCUAAGCAUCCCCACUGUAAUGUACAUCAAACAACAGAGAAAAUGUAGCAUGUUCCAAGCCGUUCCAGCCUGCGCCGCACGCUACCUCAUAAACGCCAUCACACACUCCUAUAAUCUAGCUUUUCCUCUUUUAAAGUGUAAAGAGACGAAUUCACUAACGUUAGACAUCUCUUGUUUGCGAAGACGAGCUGUAGCGUUCAUAGGAACGGAAAUUUACAAAGGAAAGAUUAAAAGGGUAAUCGAUGAUCAGGAAUUCGCCCUCCGCAAGGAAGUAACGGAACUUCCGGAAUUUUCCGAGUUGGUGGACUGGGUCGAUUUAACAUGCCGAUGGUGUGGUGCCCCGCCCCUUAUUGAUGGUCAGAGCAAAUGGAUUGUGUACGAUAUAGACUAGCUCAAACAAGUGAUUAAAGCUACUGUAAAACACGAAAAUAGCGAACCACCAGGGCUAUCAGAAACAGUUCGUUAUAACUAAAUUCUGUUAUAUCCAAUAGAUUUGCGUGAAUUCGUUAUAAGUGUGUUCGCUAUAAGCGUGUUUUACUGUACAAGGAAUCUAAAUGUUGCAGGACUGUAGCGAGCUGGAUAGGAAAAACAACAAUCCAAAUCAUGGUGGACGACCAGAACAGAGCUGUUGUGCUAUCAAUUGAAACAAGGAUUGCCCGAAUUUUCUCUGUAUUUAUGUAAAAUUAUUUCACAUCAACGCCCGUGGUGUCCAUGUUGUUGCUGAUGAAUAAUGAGUUGAAUUAUCUGAAAAUAAAAAAAGACAAAAUAAUAAAAUGUGUGCAGAAAUGUUA
Ostrea edulis (European flat oyster) is the source of this 2870-nucleotide messenger RNA. RefSeq lists its product as uncharacterized. Lineage: Eukaryota; Metazoa; Mollusca; Bivalvia; Ostreida; Ostreidae. Bases 770 to 2470 code for a protein of 566 amino acids. The transcript is spliced from 2 exons. The record is from RefSeq and is a predicted model, not a curated record.